UCCCUGUAAAAACGUAUGCUUAAAGCAAGCUCUGAUUCAGUCAACGUGAAGUUAUUGCGAUCUUUAAGGAGUUGUUUUGCACUCGGUUUAUUAAGAAAAUAACCUUUGAAGAAAGUGUUUGAAACGUUUGCAUUCAACUAAAGCAUUAGCUCUGCUGUUUGUAAGAUGGCUGAGGAAGAUGAGCAAAGAUGUAUUGAGGAUAUAAUGAAAAAGGGGAGGUCACAUAAGCUGACAGAGAAGGCUUUAGACGAGAGAUUGCAGAGGUACAUUGCAUUGAGAAGAAGAACAAUAGGAACUCUGACAAGCAAAAAAAAGGAGUUAGAAUCAAUGAUGAGCGAUGCACAAAAUCUACAAAUGGUGAAAAACAUCAUGGAAAAUGAUUUUGCAACAUCACUAAAUGAGUUUAACCGUCUUAACAAUGAAGUUGAAAAUCUUUUGACUGAAGACGAAAAAACAGCUGAUCAAGAGAUGUGGUUUGAACCUAAAAUGGCAGUAAUUAGACAAUUUAUGAAGACCACAAAAAAUUGGAUUUCAGCUGAGCAUGAACGCAUACUGCCACUGGAAAAGGUGCUGCAAGAACAAAAUGUGGUUGAUUAUCUGCAAGAAACUGUUAAACCAAAUGACAGUGUUUCACAGGUGGGGUUCAAUGAUGUCACACAUGUCAGCACACGUGGAUCACAAGUCAGUCGCCACUCAGCUGUGUCACGAGUAUCAUCAGCAAGAGCUAGACAGGAAGCAGAACAUGCAGCCCUGCUCGAACGUGCUGCAGCACUAAAGAAAAUGCAACAGCUUGAGUUUGAAGCAGCUAAAAUCAAGGCUGAAAAGGAAGAGUUAGUGCUGGAAACUGCUUUAGCUGAGAGUAAAGCAAAAUUAAGGGUGCUUAAAGAAUAUGAAAGAUCUGAAGAUGGUUUAAGUAGUUACUCGGCAGUGCAAAAGCCACAAGGUGGACACGUGAAGGAAAGAACUAGCAUUUUGCUUCCACAGCAAGCUAAUACGAACACUCAUGUUCAACCACAUACACAGCACUCCCGAAUACAACAACAAUCGCAACCAGUCUUCAAUGUGUCUAAUGCUCAAUCUAACAGAGGUGAUGACAUAAUAUCGGUUAUGCAAAAACAGAAUGUAAUCACGGAGCUACUAGUAAAACAACAGCAGCUAUCUCAUCUACCAAUUAAGGACAUUCCUGUGUUCAAGGGUGAUGCGCUACAAUGCAAAUCCUUCAUGAGGGCGUUUGAGCAUGCUAUAGAGCAGAAAACCAGUAAUGAUCAAGACAAAUUGUACUUCUUGGAACAAUUUACGGCUGGUGAACCUCAAGAGCUUGUUCGCAGCUGUGCUCAUAUGACCCCAAAGAAAGGCUACUGCGAGGCGAAGCGACUACUUCAUAAGCACUAUGGGGAUGAAUUAAGGAUUGCAAGCGCGUACAUCGAUAAAGCACUCAAAUGGCCUCAAGUAAAAUCUGAUGAUGGGAAAGCGUUGAGCGCCUAUGCAAUGUUUUUGAUUGGAUGUCGCAAUACUAUGGAAGACAUCGAAUUCUUAGAGGAGAUGGAUAACCCAACCAACUUAAGGACAGUGGUGUCUAAGUUACCAUAUAAAUUAAGAGAACGUUGGCGUGCUGAAGCUUAUGACAUAAAAGAACGAAGAGGCAGACGAGCAAAGUUUGCAGAUUUGGUGAGUUACAUAGACCGCCAAGCUAGAAUAGCGAUGGAUCCCCUCUUUGGUAAUAUCUCAGACAACCGCCCAAUUUCAAGUGGAAAAAAUGACCUAAAAGAAAAGCAACAUGGAAGAAAAGAGGUCCGUGAAAGCAGUUUCGCAACAAAUGUUUUCACUGAAAGCAAAGCGCCUCAAGAAACACAUGUUAAGCCAGCAAAUUCAAGUAAAACUGUGAGUGCCUUUGAGAAGCCAUGUUUGUACUGCCAGCAAUCACAUACGCUUGCCUCAUGCAGCAAAAUCAAACACCAGCCACAUAAGGAGCGUGUGGAUUUCUUAAAGCUGAAGGGCUUGUGUUUUGGAUGCUUAGUUCCGGGUCAUCUUAGCAAAUUCUGCAAACGAAGAAUUGAGUGUAAAGAGUGUACUUUAAAGCAUCCAGACAUUCUGCACAUUAUAAAAGAUGAAGGUUCUGUCUUGCCUGUAAAGAAAGAUGGUCGUAAAGGAAGUGAAGUAUCUUGUGCUCAAGUUUCUAUUCUGCAAGAGUCCUGUAAUCUCACGGGGGCUGGAGAAGCGGAAUGUGUGCUAUCAAUAGUACCGGUGAAAAUAAAAUCGAAAAGGAGUGACAAGUGUGUUGAAACAUACGCCUUUCUGGAUCCGGGAAGCACAGCAACGUUCUGCACUGAAGACCUGCAAAGGAAGCUAAACAUUAAAGGGAAACCAACACGAAUACUUCUCAGCACCAUGGGUCAAGACAAACCUGGAGAACAGAAGCUCAUGAACAGUUUCGUCAUAUCAGACCUGGAAGUGUGCGGGCUGAAAGACACCAAGUUCAUUGAUCUACCUAAAGUGUUUACUCAUAGCAACAUACCUGUUCACGUCGGAAACAUCCCUAAAAGGUCAGAUAUCCAGAAGUGGCCUUAUCUCAAUGAAGUAUGCUUGCCAGAGAUAGAAGCGGAUGUAGGCCUGCUUAUUGGAGCUAACUGUUCAGGAGCAAUGGAACCAUGGCGUAUAAUUAAUGCUGAGGAUGGAGGCCCUUAUGCUGUGAAGACUGCCAUUGGCUGGGUUGUGAAUGGGCCUGUAAGAAAAGAACUGGAUGAUGCUAUGAAUGAAACGCCUACUUUUUCAGUAAACAGAAUUUCUGUGAUGGAAAUUGAGAAGCUGCUGGUCCAACAAUAUAACACUGAUUUUCCAGAGCGUAAUUACGAGGACCGAGAGGAAAUGUCUUUUGAAGACAAACAGUUUUUGCAGUCUGUGCAGAAAACCACAACAUUUGAGAACGGGCAUUACAGCAUUGGACUGCCAUUAAGGAAUGAGAAGCUCCAAAUGCCAAAUAACCGUUGUGUGGCGGAACAGCGCAUAGCCUGUUUGCUUAGAAAGUUCAAAAAGAAUCCUGAAUUUUUUGAAGAAUACAAGAGCUUCAUGGAAACCAUCAUUGACAAAGGCUACGCUGUCCAAGUUCCAGUUCAACAGCUGAACCGUGACGACAACAGGCUGUUUUACAUACCACAUCACGGAGUGUAUCACCCGAAGAAACAAAAGUUGCGGGUGGUCUUCGACUGCACAGCUUCGUUUCAGGAUAGGUCUCUGAAUAGUGAACUGCUUCAAGGACCUGACUUGACCAACACGUUAGUUGGUGUGCUUUUAAGAUUUCGUGAGGAGCCAGUAGCUAUAAUGGCGGACAUCGAGUCGAUGUUGUAUCAGGUCAAGGUACCGGAGCGUGAUGCAGACCUACUCCGUUUUCUUUGGUGGCCUAACGGCAAGUUGAACGAACAUAUGGAGGAAUUCCGAAUGACUGUGCACCUCUUCGGAGCUACUUCUUCACCAAGUGUUGCCUCAUAUGCACUAAAAAGAACUGCUGAAGAUCACAAGGCUGAUGUAUCUCCAGAAGCUGUCCAGACAGUUCUGCGCAACUUCUAUGUAGAUGACUGUUUGAAGAGUGUAGCUAAAGAAGAAGAUGCAGUGACCCUGGCUAAAGAUCUCCGCACCCUGUGUGCCAGCGGAGGGUUCACUUUAACAAAGUGGAUGAGCAAUAGCAGGAAUGUGUUAAUGACAAUCCCUGAAGUGCAUAGAGCCAGUGAAGUGAAAGACCUCGAUCUAAGACAUGACGUUUUGCCAGUCGAAAGAACCCUCGGUGUACAGUGGGACACAGAAACGGAUACUUUCACCUACAGUAUGAAGCUGCAAGACAAGCCGAUGACCAGAAGAGGCAUUUUAUCAGUCGUGAAUUCUAUCUACGACCCCCUUGGCUUUCUGGCUCCGGUCAUCUUACCCGCUAAACUCCUGCUUAAAGAUCUUUGUAAAGAACAAUACGGAUGGGACGAGACCAUUGGUGGAAAACAGGCUGAGAUUUGGAAAGGAUGGAUUGAAGAUGUCAGUCAUCUCUCUACCUUCCAUGUGAGCAGGUGUUUGAAGCCUGCAGAUUUUGGAUGUAUUACAGCAGCACAGUUACAUCAUUUUUCAGACGCUUCUGAGUCUGCGUACGGCACUGUGUCUUAUUUGCUGUUAGAGAAUAGCCAAGCCGAGAAGCAUUGUGCAUUUCUCAUGGGGAAGGCAAGAGUGGCUCCACUCAAACUGGUUACCAUUCCCAGACUCGAGUUGACCGCAGCAGUCGUCGCUGUUAAAAUGGACAAGAUGUUACAUCAAGAGCUUCAAGUUCCAUUGCAACAAUCAAUUUUUUGGACAGACAGUACUACUGUGCUUAGAUAUAUUGACAGUGAAACUGCUCGUUUCAAAACCUUCGUUGCGAACAGAAUCUCGUUGAUCCGAGAAGCAACCAAACCAUCGCAAUGGAAGUACAUCAGAACAACAGAAAAUCCUGCAGAUCAAGCCAGUAGGGGCCUGAAAGCUAAAGGUUUGACACAAGGAGGAACCUGGAUCAAUGGGCCGGAGUUCUUGCUGAAAAAUGAAUGUGAUUGGUCAGAACAGCCUGUGCGAAGGAAGGAAAACCUUCAAAAUGAUUCGGAAGUCAAGAAUGGAGCUAUAGUCAACAUGAUCAAAGUUGAAGAAAACGUGAAACCAAUCGACAAACUGAUCAGCUAUUACUCAGACUGGCAUAAACUAAAAAGAUCAGUGGCCUGGAUUUUAAAGGUGAAGGAAAAUCUGUGGAAACUGAAAGAGGAAAGAAAGGAAAUAUCAAGAAAGAUCAAGGAAACUGAAAAAGACCCUGAAAAGGCAAGAUCAAAAUUAGAACAACAGAUGAAGAAAUUCAAAGCAACAGAAAAGAAAUCACUUACUUUGGAUGAUCUGGUGGUUGCAGAAUCGGAAAUAAUCAAAUUCAGUCAAAGACAACAGUUUGGAGAAGAAAUCAAAGUAUUAGAGAAAGGUAAACGGCUCAGUUGCAGCAGUCAUCUGUUGAAGUUGGAUCCGAUUCUUCAGGAAGGCACGUUAAGGGUUGGCGGAAGACUCAACAAGUCUGCCAUGCCAGGGAAUGCCAAACAUCCAGCAAUCAUUUCAAGGCACAGCAGAGUUGCUACAUUGAUUUUGAGAGAUAUACACCAAAGAACAGGACACUGCGGACGCAGUUAUGUCUUGUCACAACUGAGAUGCAGGUACUGGAUCCCACAAGCCAAUUCUGCAAUUCGAAAGAUAAUCAACAAAUGUACAGUGUGCCGCAGGAUUAAUGGAAAAGUCGGUGAGCAAAAGAUGGCGAACCUGCCUGAAGAUAGGCUCUUGCCAGAUAAGCCUCCUUUCACAAAUACAGGUGUUGAUUUCUUUGGGCCGUUUGAUGUCAAGCGGGGCCGGAGUACAGUCAAAAGGUACGGCGUGAUGUUCACUUGUCUCACUCUCAGAGCGGUGCAUCUCGAAGUUGCAGACAGCCUCGACACAGACUCCUGCAUUAAUGCAAUUCGACGCUUUAUGUGCAGAAGAGGUCAAGUUACCAUCAUGCGUUCUGACAACGGGACAAAUUUUGUGGCUGCUGAAAGAGAGUUGAGAGAAGCCAUUCAAGGACUGAAUAAUGACAAGAUUGAAAAAGCCUUGCAACCAAAGGGAAUAAAGUGGAUAUUCAAUAGCCCAGCUGCUUCGCACCAAGGCGGAGUUUGGGAAAGGCAAAUUCGGACUGUGCGAAGAAUCCUUACCUCCCUUUUGAAAGAGCAAUCAGUGAAUGAUGAUUGUCUUCUGACAAUAAUGUGUGAGGUCGAAAGCAUCAUCAAUGGUAGGCCGCUUACAACCAUUUCAGACGAUGUGAAUGACGUAGAACCUUGUAACACCCAAUCAUUUAUUGCUGUUGAAAUCUCAACCCAACAUGCCUCCAGGGAUUUUCAGCAAAGAUGAUAUGUACACAAGAAAGAGAUGGAAGCAAGUUCAAUAUCUUGUGGAUUUAUUUUGGACUAGAUGGACGCGUGAAUACCUUCCACUUCUUCAGGAGCGCCAGAAAUGGCUAAAGCCAAGAAGAAACUUCAUGACAGGAGAUGUUGUGUUAUUAGUGGAUAGUUCUUCUCCACGGAAUUCCUGGCUCAUGGGAAAGGUAAUUGAAACGUUGCCGGAUUUUAAUGGAACAGUACGAAGAGUGAAGAUAAAGACCAAGACCAACACUCUGGAAAGGCCUGUAAACAAACUCUGCCUGUUGGAAGAGGCAAUGUCGGCAGAGUGAAGAAAGAAGAAACGAGUUGAUAGUUUAUGGACAUUUAAAAACUGUUUGGCUCUUAGUGUUUAAGUUUAUAAUUGCUUAGUCUUCUUGCCUAACCAAUUAGGGGCCGGGUAAUGUAAGAGCCAUAUAGGGAUUAGUUCAUUUGUAAUAAUAAUUUUGUAAAAAUAAUAAGAAAAUAUUUCAUGAAAAUUCGUAAGAAACAUUUUUGUGUUUAAAUUCAUAUUUAGUAAUGUUUAGAUCUGAUUAUAUUUAAUUAUUUUGAGCUUCCAGUCAGAUCGCACUAUGUCAUGACGUAAGCGAUUGGACGUAUUUUGUUUGCAGUUUGAAGUUAGAGACGGUGGAAGCAACACAGUUUUUUGACCGUGCGUACCAUGUCUAUGUAACAGUUUUUAUUUUAUGUUUUGAAGUAAACAUUUAAAAAGAAGAUCGUGGUUUGCUCGUGUUUCAAAUACUGGUUACAAUUUGACUGACUUCAAAAAGUGGUACAGAAGAAUUAGAAGCAAAAAGGUGCCACUACAUUUUCUAUUGUGUUUUGGGCGGAGUUCUUUUGCUACGUAAUAGAAUGUGGGGGCGCUAUUUGCUGGUUUCUACUGUGUUGGUCUCUUUUUGACGCGCUAAAUCAUAAACGAAAUAAAGUAAAGAAAGUUGUACAUCUGCAAAUCCAAAUGCAACUAACGGCGCUUGCCUGUACGCGUGAUGCGUUUGCUGCGGUCAAAAAUUUGUUUGACCUUACUCGCCCUUGCUGUAUUUAACAUGUGCACACCUUUAAAGCAUUAGAACCCUCCAGUGGUGCAAACUAAAAUUACAACAAAGAAUGACUCCCACAGAAUGUAAAGUGCAAUGAAAAGUUCAGGUUUUUAAACUCAGCUCAUUUAUAUAAACAGAGCAUCAUGCAUGAAAUAUAAAAGACAACAGUU
Molecule: messenger RNA, 7152 nt
Organism: Triplophysa dalaica
Lineage: Eukaryota; Metazoa; Chordata; Actinopteri; Cypriniformes; Nemacheilidae
Exons: 1
Coding region: 166-5919 (1917 amino acids)
Biological process (GO): DNA integration
Molecular function (GO): nucleic acid binding
Source: RefSeq, a predicted model, not a curated record